CCUUGGUUGGAUUAAUUGUAAUGGCUGCGAUGACUGUUUUUACAAUCUAUGGUUAUUGGCCUUUGGGCAGUACCGUCUGCACCAUUUAUAUCAUAGUUGAUUACUGUUGUGUCACCGUGUCUAUGUUGCACCUUGAUGUCAUCGCGUAUCAGCGUUUUAAAGCCAUCAACGACCCUUUAGCAUACUACGCUGAAGAUAGGAAAAAUUAUAAAAAGACUUUGAAACACAUUGCCGCCGUUUGGACGAUCGGAAUUGUGGCCUGGCUACCAGCUAUAUUGUACUUCAGAACAAAGAGCAUGAAUGAUGGAACCAUUGACGAGAUGGAUUGUUAUUUUUUACCAACUAAUGCUUAUUACGUGGUCGCUCAAACUUGUAUUGUUCAUGGUAUACCUAUGAUCAUCGUGGUAUAUUAUUGCGGCAAAACUGCUUAUAUGUUCAUGGGGUCCAAGCUCUCAAAGGCGUUUACAACACAAUUGGAAAGCAGUGAAGGAAAUGCUGCCACAAAUACGGAAACUAACAAGACAAUCUCCCAAGCGUACCUUCAGAAACGCAUCCAACAGGAAAAGCGCAUUUCUAAAAUGUUCGGCAUAGUUAUUAUAUGUUUCUUGAUUUGCUGGUUGCCCUUCUGUAUUAUUUGGCCCAUAGGCGCAUUUUGUCCACAUUGUGUCCCAUUGAAAGCCUAUGAAGUGUCCUACUGGAUGAUUUACCUUAAUUCAACAAUGAACCCAGCGUUGGUUUUCAUAAUGAAUAAGGAUUAUCGGAAGGCGUUAAGAAAAACACCCGUAUCACGUUUAAAUACAUCUGAUAGUACAUGGUAUCAAACAACAACGGCACCCCCUCUACAGUGAAAAGUGCUUAAUGUUACAAGGUAUGUCAUAAUUCCUUUUAAAGACAAUCUCAUUCUGCAGUUACCUGAG
Molecule: messenger RNA, 917 nt
Organism: Owenia fusiformis
Lineage: Eukaryota; Metazoa; Annelida; Polychaeta; Sabellida; Oweniidae
Source: the annotation of a GenBank genome assembly